Messenger RNA from Papaver somniferum (opium poppy), 860 nucleotides. RefSeq names its product dual specificity protein phosphatase 1-like. Gene Ontology annotation, molecular function: protein tyrosine/threonine phosphatase activity; MAP kinase tyrosine/serine/threonine phosphatase activity. The record is from RefSeq and is a predicted model, not a curated record. NCBI's taxonomy places the organism in Eukaryota, Viridiplantae, Streptophyta, Magnoliopsida, Ranunculales, Papaveraceae. The transcript has 6 exons. Gene Ontology annotation, cellular component: cytoplasm. Gene Ontology annotation, biological process: negative regulation of MAPK cascade; protein dephosphorylation. Bases 246 to 785 code for a protein of 179 amino acids.
GUUCAUCACCUGAUAGGUUAGAAACUAAGAAUAGAAUAUACCGCGAAAUCUCUCUAUAUCCAGUUUUUCAAUUGACAUAAGAAUCCCGAGGGAAUGAAGCGAAAGAAUUCUUUCCUUGGAGUCUCAAUUACUACGUCUAAGAAGUAUUAAUUUCAGGUCUUUUUGUUUCAUGUUAUGAACUGAUAAGGUUAUCAAAAUCAAUUGUAGUUUGCACAGUUGAAAGGAAGAACCAAGUUUGAGUCGCUAUGAUGGCUGGAGUUGAAGAUGUUUAUAAAACGCAUAUCGAAAAAUUACUUCAAGCAAUUUAUGCUACAAAAUACAUUAAAGAAGAUAACAUCCCGUGCGAAAUUGAAGAGGGUCUUUACUUGGGUUCACUUGGAGCUGCACAUAACAAAGAUGGAUUGAAAAGUAAGAAUGUCACUCAUGUCUUGACUGUAGCCAAUAUGUUAGCACCCCCACAUCCAAAUGAUUUUAUUUACAAGAAAAUUGAUGUGACUGACAGAGAAGGCACAGACUUAACACGACAUUUUGUGGAAUGCUUUGAUUUCAUCGAUGAAGCAAAAACAAAAGGUGGUGGUGUCUUGGUUCAUUGUUUCGCAGGAAAAUCUAGAAGUGUCACAAUCAUUGUUGCAUAUUUGAUGCAAAAGCGGAGACUUAGUCUAUCUCAAGCUUUAGAACAUGUUACGAGCAGAAGGCCAAAAGCUUCUCCUAAUCCCGGUUUCAUUCGACAAUUACAGAACUUCGAAAAAAGUCUUGAAGUGAAUGAAGCUGAGAAGACUGAAUGAACUAGCAUAUGAAAAUCUUGAUGUAUCUUUUAAUGUUAUACACUGCAAAUACGUGGAUUCCCCUUUUCUAUUUUA